CAACGCGUCGUCCUCCCGCUCGCCUCUAGUUUCGGGAAUCUUCCGCUGCCCAGAUCCGCCUACCUCUCCUCGCUCUUCACAUGUCGGCCGGCCUCGGCUCCUCCUCUCUCCUCUCAUCUCACUGUUACCUGUACUGCUGCCAGUAGCCGAGGUCGAGCCUUCGCCGCCCCCCCCCCCCCCCUGCUCGCGCUCUCUCUCUCUCUCUCUCUCUCUCUCACACACACACCUCUUCUCCGUUCCCACACCACCACCAGAGACAAAAACAACUUUGGAGAGAAAAAUAUACAUUAAACCCUAGAUCUUCUCUUCUCGGCAUUGCUGAUUGGGUUGCGCCCUUCUAUGAGCGCGACCUCCCAGUGACGACGCACGGCGAUGGCCUCCGCUGCCGCUGUCAUCCCCUCCGCCGUCUCCGGCGCCGCCGCGGCCGCUGAGCCCGCCGGCUGGCUCAUGGACGAGCGCGACGGCUUCAUCUCCUGGCUGCGCGGCGAGUUCGCGGCCGCCAACGCCAUCAUCGACCUCCUCGUGGUCCACCUCCGCGCCGUCGGCGACCCGGGGGAGUACGACCACGUCGCCGCCGCCGUGCAGCAGCGCCGCCACCACUGGACUCCCGUUAUCCACAUGCAGCAGUUCUUCCCCGUCGCCGACGUCUCCUUCGCGCUCCAGCAGGCCGGGUGGCGCAGACGCGCGUCACCGGCACAGGCGCUCGGGGCUGGCGCGUCGCGGUCCCCUCCGCCGCCGCCGCCACCACGGCGGCCAGCGUUCUCGCCGUCUCACCACUCCCACCAACACCAUCGCCACGGUGGUCACCAUCGCCACGAUCCGACGCGCGGGGGCGGCGCGGUUGCGGCGGCUGGAUCCGAGAAAGAUGGACGUGAAGUUCAUAACAAGGAAGGGAAGGGGCUGAAAGAAGUGGAGAAUGUGGUCGAUACUAAAAGCUUGUGGUUGGAUUCCCCUGUAACUGAUGAAGGUGGAAAACACCCAAAUCUGCAAGCUGUUUCUGAAGGAAGCAGCAAAGUGAUUUCAACUCCUGUAGAGCAUUCAACCAAUGAAAUCAUUGAUGGCAAGACGGUUAAUUCUGUUGAAGGGCUCAAGGUUUAUGAAGGGUUGGUAAAUGUGAUCGAGACAAAUAAGAUUCUUUCUUUAGUUAAUGAAACAAAAGCUUCUUGCCGACGUGUGGGGCUUGAAGCUGGGCAGACAGUUAUAAUUGGUAAAAGACCAAUGAAGGGGCAUGGAAGGGAAAUUGUUCAGCUGGGUGUCCCUAUCAUCGAAGGCCCUCUUGAUGAUGAAAAUCAAAGAGACGCAAGGGUGGAAGCGGUUCCUGGGUUGCUCCAUGAUCUCUUUGAUCGCUUGGUUCAGCAGGAAAUUAUACCUUUCAAACCAGAUUAUUGUGCUAUCGACUUCUUCAAUGAGGGAGACUAUUCUCAUCCUCACCACUCCCCUCCUUGGUAUGGUAGACCUCUUUGUAUGCUCUGCCUGACAGAUUGUGAUAUGGUGUUUGGCCGAGUUAUUUCAGGAGAACGAGGUGAUCAUAGAGGUCCUCUGAAGCUCUCGCUCACAACUGGGUCUCUUCUACUCUUGCAUGGGAAAAGUGCUGAUUUUGCCAAGCGAGCUAUUCCUGGUACACGAAAGCAGCGAGUCCUACUAAAUUUUGGAAAGUCUGUAGCAAGAAAGCACAUCCCAGCUGAAAGUGCUUCACGGUUUACUCCUCCAUUAACACCUCCUUCUAUGCCCUGGGGUCCAUCAUCAAGGCCGGGUAACAUCUUGCGUCAUCCCCCAAGUCCUAAACACUUUGGAUAUGCUCCCAACAGUGGUGUAUUUCCAGCACCAACCGUUGGACCUCAUCACAUCCCUCCAUCUGAUGGAAUGCAACCACUAUUUGUAGCGCCUGCUCCUGUUGCUGCCGCCGCCAUACCUUUUCCGCCAGCUGUUCCCUUGCCAAACACAACAGCAGCUUGGAUGCCAGAAGUUACUCCGAGGCCUGCUCCACCUCGAUUCCCUGGGCCAGGUACAGGGGUCUUCCUUCCUCCAGGAUCAGGUCACCCACUGCCUCAUCAGAUGAUGCCAGCUUCUCAUGGUCAUGCUGAACCUAUCUCUCCACAAGGUUCAUCUGCUUAUCUGCAUAACAAGAGCACUGGCAUGGAGAUGGCUAACGGCAAUCUUUCUUCAAAGAACUCGCUAACAAAAAGAUCCGAUACCAUUGAGGAGAAACCAGAAUGCAAUGGGAGCUCUAAUGGUGGUGGCAGCUUUGUGAAUGAAAAGUUAACUUUAGGCAAGGAGCAGCAGAAUGGUGGUAUGAAGAAUGCUGGGAACAGCAAGGUCCAGCCGAAUGCCACUAAAUAGAAGGGAAAGUAUAGUAAAUAGACAACACAAAAUGAAGACACGAGGAAACUUAAAUUUUUUGGACUGUGAUUUUGCGGGAGCAUGCUGAGCUUUACUGAGGUCUUCAUUGGCAACAUUCUUAUCCUUGACAAGAAACCUCGAUGUCGAGUUCGUAAGACUGAGUGCUGUCUUAAAUUUUGUAGCUGCUCUGUAGCAAAACUGGAUUUCUCACGCUGCCUUAAGUUAUCAUCUGCCAUCAUUUCGAAAAUGUGGGGCUAGAUCUUCCAUAAUGUGUUCUUUGGGCAGUAAGACCAUUUCUGGUACAUUUAAUCUUAUCAGCCUAAUGUAUCAGAAAUGGAAAAAAUGCGAAGGGAACUUCUUGCAUGCUGAUGGUCCUUGUAACACUUUGCAUUGUGACCUUUGAUGCAUCUGUAGCAGACUACUGAUGGCAAUUGUUCCCUGCUGAUGGUUGGGUCUACAGAUGUACUUAUAUGCACGUGUAACCUUGCAACCUACCCUUCAACCUGAAAUGUGGAGGAAAGAUGGCUAUGUGCCUA
Molecule: messenger RNA, 2876 nt
Organism: Phragmites australis (common reed)
Lineage: Eukaryota; Viridiplantae; Streptophyta; Magnoliopsida; Poales; Poaceae
Product: RNA demethylase ALKBH10B-like
Exons: 8
Coding region: 373-2340 (655 amino acids)
Biological process (GO): mRNA catabolic process
Molecular function (GO): demethylase activity; mRNA binding
Source: RefSeq, a predicted model, not a curated record